Brugia pahangi is the source of this 492-nucleotide messenger RNA. The record is from the annotation of a GenBank genome assembly. NCBI's taxonomy places the organism in Eukaryota, Metazoa, Nematoda, Chromadorea, Rhabditida, Onchocercidae.
AUGAAUAUUGCAAAUUUAUUCACUACUAAAUUCGAUGAAUGUGAUGAAAGUAAAUGGCAACAGGAAAUACGGUUAGAACCGGAUAGAUCAAUCAGUGGUGCAUUAGCAUUUCGAUUAACCGGAAGCAAAACACGUGGUGUUUUCAUACAGUACGUGAAUCAAAAAUCUAGCCAGUCAAAAAUUCUGUACAAAGGUGAUCAAAUACUAAAAGUGAAUGGCGUUGACGUACGACGUUUGACGUGUGAUCAAAUUGUUAAUAUUCUACGCUUAGCUGUAUAUAAUAAUGGUUAUGCAUUAGUACAAGUUAAUCGUCAAAUACGAUUGAAAGAGAAUGUAUCAGAUGAAAAUGGUAACUUAAAUCAUUGUUAUCCGGCAUAUAAUGAUGAUCUAAUAAUCAAUAACAAUAAUAAUAGUACUUUACCAAUAUCACUUUCCGAUAUGACCGGAUUAAGUGAAUCGGCAAUUCAUGCUCGAGUAAGAAAUAAUUUAUAA